UGAGCUAGGACCGCGACGAAGUCAGUUUGAUGUUGUGUCAAUAACAGAACGGUGAGGUUCUAUUGGUCUACGCACACCAACAGCAAACCGACUUCACCACUGUGAAUUGGAGGGGAGAUUGUCCAGGACCAAAACAAGCCUCUGCAUAGAAAGUGGUAGAAGCAGCCUCUACUAAUGACCGACAAAGAGGAGACUAUGGAGGUUUCUGACAGUCCGCCAUCAGAGAAGAAGAAUGGACGAACCUCGUUGCUGGACAGCGGGGAAGACUUUGAGGUGGUAGAUGAAGAAGACAUUGACGACGACCCCCCUCCUCUGGAAGAUGCCGGUGGUGGGAAGGGCAAACACGCAGAUGAAUCUGAAAAGGAAAAAGAGGAGACAGGUCCCUCUGCCCCUGUGGAGGAGUGGCUGGAUGUAUUAGGUAAUGAUCAGCUGAAGAAAAAAGUCCUGGAAGAUGGAGAAGGGAGAGACAGUCGACCACAGAAAGGACAAAAUGUUAGGAUCAAUCUUAAAACAUCCCUGACAGAUGGGAAACUUGUAGAGGAGCAGCAUGACCUCUCUUUCACUCUUGGAGAUGGAGAUGUUAUUCAGGCUCUGGAUCUCUCAGUGCAGCUCAUGGAAAAGGGGGAGAAGGCCCUGAUUCAGACUGAUGCAAAAUAUGCAUAUGGUGCUCGGGGCAGCUAUGAACCUGAGAUUCCCCCAAAUGCUCCGCUGUGCCUAGAAGUGGAACUGAAGGAAGCUACUGAUGCCCCAGACCUGGAAAUGCUGCCCCCAGCAGAAAAGAUUGCACUUGCUAGCCAUAAGCGGGAGAAGGGCAACGUUCAUUAUCAGCGUGGAGAUUAUGCCUUUGCAGUCAACUCUUAUAGCAUUGCCCUGCAGGUAGCAGAGUCUAGCUCUAAAGUUGACAUCAAUCCUGAGGAGGAAAAUGAGCUGAUUGAUGUAAAAGUGAAAUGUUUAAACAACAUGGCAGCCUCUCAGCUGAAACUGGACCACUAUGAUGCAGCACUCAAAUCUUGUGUCUCAGCACUGGCACACCAGCCAGACAACAUAAAAGCCCUUUUCCGCAUGGGCAAGGUACUAGCUUUGCAAGGGGAAUACACAGAAGCCAUUCAAACUUUGAGGAGAGCACUAAAGUUGGAACCCAGCAAUAAGACCAUCCACGCAGAGCUCUCCAAGCUGGUGAAGAAAAACUCAGAGCAGAGAGGAGCAGAGCAGGCCAUGUAUAAAAAGAUGCUGGGUAACCCUACCAGUGGCAGCAGCACACAGAAACACAGAGCCAAGUCUUCAUGGGGUCUCAGCUGGAAGUGGCUGUUUGGUGCCACUGCUGUAGCCAUUGGUGGUGUAGCGUUGUCCGUUGUCAUAGCUGCUAGAAAUUAACCAAACUUUCCUGACCAAGCUGCUACAAUGUGAGAGAAGAAACACAGAAGCACAUCAUCUGAAUGUGGGCCAAAGGGGGUAAAAAUGUCAGAUGGUCAGUUGCUUCCUCACUGUCACUCUCUUUUCUCUGCUAUGUUUGAGAACUGUGUGACUAAUAAUAAAACAUCAAUAUUUGCAUAUGAACACUGUUCUCACUUAAAGAACAUUAAGGUUUAUGCAUAUAUAUACGUAUAUAUAUAUAAGGAUGCCAGACACUGUUUUCUUCUGCUGCCAUUGUAUUUGUCUUUGGUAGAUAAUGAUUGUUUGCAUUAAAUGAAAAAUAGUUUACCAUAGAUUCAGAUAGAGGGAGUUGAAAUGUUAAUUUUCCGAUUCAAAAUAGCUAUGUUUUUCUGUUUUAUAUUAUGCUAUAGUUUAAAAGCAAAAUAUUGUACAGUUAAUUUAUAAUUUCCCAUAAAGAAAAUGUAAUUUCACUUUUUCUCUUUACACUACAAUGUUUUAUGUUUUCUGGCUUAAUGAAGAUGCUUUUUUUUUUACUUUGCCUGUUGUUCUCGCUUUAACAACCUCUCUAUAACCAUCACAUAUAACCUGCCAGACCAGACAAAAAACACCCAAACAAUGUUAUACAGUACAGCAGACAGAUAUUUUGAACCUGUAACUAAAAUUGUAUCCACUUUCUAAAUGUACACAAAGGAAAAUAAAUUACAAGAACAACCUCACAACAAUAUAGUUAAGCAAAUGCGCUGCCUCAAAGGGUAAUGACAAUCAGACACAGCCUAAACAACAAAACUGUUUCAUACAUAAACAUGACGGUGUGUAUUUGAUUUCAAUUCAUAGCUGGAGGUUGAGGGAGCACUGCUGUGAUUUGGUCAUGGCCUCAAGCCAAAGAUAAUCACAGCAGGGCUAAUAUUCAGAACGACAUCUCGACUUAAAGCUCGAUAUUGCUUUUAUACAACAGUUAUACUACCAGCACAUUAGAAAAUAACAGAAAACAUUAGAAAAUAACUACAUAAUUUUUUUUGGCUCCAUUAACUCAACUAGUUCCACAUCUCAACUAUAAUCCGACUUGUUGCCAAUCAACCCAACAAUCUACUGCAGUCAUGCUACUUUGUUUGUGUCCAUGGUUGCUUCUGGCCAGCAAUAUAUUUUGUGUACAUUUAUCUGUAUGCUUUUAUUGAUCAUGCUGCAAGAGAAAUAAGAGUCUAUUUUGUGAUUCAGAAGUACCGGCUUCAUAAAUCAGGACAAACUCUGUCUGCUCUAAUGUUUACUUGUGGUAUUCAUAACAUCUGGUGAUACACAAAAGUCACAGUGAUGUUGUUCUCUACUGACUCAUUGAAUUCCUCUUGUCCAAUCAAAAUACUCGGUCGGAACUAGCAGUCAUAUAAUCCUGGUUAAUCAUGAAUAUAUACAAAGCAGAAUCAGCUAGAUUUACUUUAUUUUCAACAUUUGUUCUAUAACUAGUUUCUUGUUGACAGAGAUGCAGUUACCUGUGCACUCACAGAUAAUGGUUCAUAGAGUAUUUUUCCAGUAAUGUGGCUGUUAAAUAUGCUGAAGUAUGCUUUAUUUUAAUUAUUAAAUCUUAGUCAUUAUUACCUCAAUUAUUGAUGAUUGAGACCAAAUGUUGAAGGCAGUCCCUUCAGGUCCAAGUUUGGGUUUGUAUAUUUUUUUCUUUCCCCUUCUUUUUCACCGGUGUAGUUUUCCUUUGAUUAUUAUCCCUUAUGUGUUUAUUUAUUUCACAGUUUUUGAUUAUUGCUUUCUAAAUAACAAUUAAUAUGUUGCCAACAAAUAUCUGGCUCCUUCAGAGUACAUGAAAGUUCCACGGACCAAAAUGUCACUUUAACUCUUAACUGAAUGAAAAAUGAAGUGUUCAUUGCAUAUCCUGGCAUUCCCAGCAUUUGUUGGUUUUAUAAAACAAUAAAAUGUAUCACACUUAAGUUUA
Labrus bergylta (ballan wrasse) is the source of this 3310-nucleotide messenger RNA. RefSeq names its product FKBP prolyl isomerase 8 (gene fkbp8). Gene Ontology annotation, biological process: protein folding; negative regulation of apoptotic process. The record is from RefSeq and is a predicted model, not a curated record. Gene Ontology annotation, cellular component: mitochondrial envelope; cytosol; membrane. NCBI's taxonomy places the organism in Eukaryota, Metazoa, Chordata, Actinopteri, Labriformes, Labridae. Gene Ontology annotation, molecular function: protein binding; peptidyl-prolyl cis-trans isomerase activity; protein folding chaperone.